Molecule: messenger RNA, 1011 nt
Organism: Entamoeba dispar SAW760
Lineage: Eukaryota; Evosea; Mastigamoebida; Endamoebidae
Exons: 1
Coding region: 1-1011 (336 amino acids)
Source: RefSeq, a predicted model, not a curated record
AUGAUCCAACAUAAUUUUCCUUCUGAACAGACAAUUGAAUCUAUUUCUUCAUACCUCAUUUCUCUUAAUAAGACAAUUAACUUACAUUCAAUAAUAUUAAAUCAUUAUUUAUCUCAUACAUUACAUAUCAAUACUUCACCUCAAGCUAUUAAUUAUCUUUCUCAACAUCCUGAUAAUGAUUUAAUGCAAUAUUUACAAUCUCUUUAUUCUUUUUCUAUUGAAGAUUUUAAUGCAUUCACUUCUCAUACAACUGAAAUAGCUUCACAAGAAGAUUCAACUAAAGAACAACUUAUUCAAAUGUCUCCUGAAGCUUUUGAAAUUGCUGUUGAUUGUUCAGUAGGACGUAUUCCACCUUCACCGUUAUUACCGAUUAUUGCUAAUUUAGCAGCACAAAAACAACUCAGUGAUAUUAAAAUACGAUAUGUUGAAGAACGAUUACCAGUUCCUUAUGCAGUAGCACUUGCAAAAAACAAAGCAGAUGAAUAUGGAGGUAUUGAUGAAAAAUACAUUAAACAAGUUAUUGAAUGGACUGAAACUAGUAAAGCAGAAGUUAUAUACAAUUCAGAUGUAAAUGGAAGAGAUAUUAUCUCAUUAAAUAGAAGUUUAUGUAAUAGAACAAACUUUAGUAUUUUUAUAGUUACAGGAACUACUGAUGUUUUUGGGUCUUUUCAUGGUAAAAGUAUUUCUUCACCACCAAAGAGUAGAUGGGAAGCUGUACGCGAUGACGAUAAAUUCUUUGUUUUUACAUGUAAGAAUUCAUUUGGUAUUCCUAUGACUCGAUAUUUACCAAAUGAAACAAAUAAUUCAUUAGUAAUCUUUCCUAAUAGAGGUACUAACUUAUUUACUAUCUUUGGUUGUUAUCAAAUUGGUCAGUUUGAAUGUUCACCAAUGAAGAAGAGAGAAUUUAUUAAGAAUUUUAAAGAUGUACCACCAUGUAGUACUGAAUUAUUUAGUGGAUUAAGAAAUGAUAAAUUUGUAGCUCAAAAGAUACUUGUCUUUCAAUUAGAAUAA